Molecule: messenger RNA, 1332 nt
Organism: Emiliania huxleyi CCMP1516
Lineage: Eukaryota; Haptophyta; Isochrysidales; Noelaerhabdaceae
Exons: 1
Coding region: 1-1332 (443 amino acids)
Molecular function (GO): protein binding
Source: RefSeq, a predicted model, not a curated record
AUGAACGACUACGACGCCGAUAACGGGCCCCCACUCGUGGGCAUGCGCGCCCCGCUCCUCUACCAGCGGGUGAAGCUCCACGGCCUCGUCUCGCGGCCGGAGCUCAAUGGCUCCUUUGGCAAGGCGGUCUCGUGGAGCGAGGAGAAGGGCCGGUACGGCGUGCAAAUCGCGGGCCACGAGGAUAUGAUUGCGCUCAAGCCGGCAAACCUCGCGGCGGCCGGCGCCGAGGAGGGUGUCGUGUGCGGCCACUGCGGCGCAGGGGCGGCCAACGAGCGGUGCACGCGCUGCUUUGCCGUCUGGUACUGCAGCGCAGAGUGCCGGAAGCAGGGGUGGGCGGCUCACAAGCCGGCCUGCACGCCUCCGCCCGUGGCCGAGUUUGGGAGCGAGAUGUCGCACGCGCAGCAAGCAAAGAUUCAGCAGCACAUGCAGGCGGCGAUCGACGCGGGCAAACGGGGCUCGGCUGCCGGCAAGGCGCAGGAGAUCAAGAUGCUCCGGCAGAGCGCGGCCGCCGACCCGCAGCAGCCGAUGACCUGGUUCAACUUGGCGCAAGCGUACUGGGACUUGGGCGUCAAGGGCGAUGCGGUCGAGGCGAUGUGCAAGGCCGUCCACAACCUGGUCCGCGUGCUCAAGAACCCACAGGCGGUGGACCUCAGCGACCCAAACGCCAAGUAUCUGAUGGAGGAGCUGCCGCCCAAGGUGACGGCUACGGCGGCGAAGCUGCUCGAGGACGCCGUGGUUGGCCGGGGCGGCGACCAGCUCGAGUGGGACGAACGGCUGGGGCGCCUGCUGCAGACCCUCGCCGACCUCUGCGGAAGCCGGCUGCACCCGGGCGCGCGCAGCCUGACGCACUACGUCUUUGGCAACGUGCUGCGAAAGAGGCGCAAGAACGAGGAGGCGAGGGAGCAGCUCGUGCUCGCCGACCGCGCGGCGUGGAACGGCGGUCGAGGCGAGCGCGACCUGGUGUCGCUGUCGGCGAUCCCCGACGUGAUUGCCAACCAAGCGCUGAACCUGGGCGGGGCCGCACCCCCCGAGCUGUGGGUUGAGGCGAUCAGCGCGGCGCGCGAGGCGCUCGGGGCGACGCCGAGGAACCACCGCAUGCACCCGUCCGUGCAGCUGACGCUGGCGAGGAUGCUCUCCAACCGCAUCAGCAAGGGCCUCGCCGACGCGCAGGGCCACGUCAACGUCGACGAGGCGGCGCCGCUGGCGCGGGAGGGCGCCAAGCUCGCUCGUGCGGCGCGCGCGGCGGCGCAGGGGUCGGAUCCCCGGCUCGUGGCGCUGGCCGACCAGCUCCUCUCCCCGAGCCAGCCUUUCGGCCUGCUCGCCGGCGCGUGA